Nanorana parkeri is the source of this 3614-nucleotide messenger RNA. RefSeq names its product PAN3 poly(A) specific ribonuclease subunit (gene PAN3). The transcript has 18 exons. NCBI's taxonomy places the organism in Eukaryota, Metazoa, Chordata, Amphibia, Anura, Dicroglossidae. Gene Ontology annotation, molecular function: poly(A) binding; metal ion binding; ATP binding. Gene Ontology annotation, biological process: nuclear-transcribed mRNA poly(A) tail shortening; mRNA processing; protein phosphorylation. The record is from RefSeq and is a predicted model, not a curated record. Gene Ontology annotation, cellular component: P-body; PAN complex. The coding region runs from base 377 to 2692 and encodes 771 amino acids.
CUGUGAAGACGAGUGUCAGCUGGUGGCCGGCACCGACAACCCCGCACGUCACCCUGAGCUCCGCGGCCAUGAUAAAUGAGGCUCCGGCGGGCGCGCACUGAAGGGGCCUCUCCGUCACCAGGAGGCCGCCGCCGCAUUUCCCAGCAUGCUCCGGGUUGCGCAUGCGCAUAAGACAGCGGGCUCAGGAAGAGGAAAAUAGGAAAACAGCCGAGAGAGAAAAAUAAGAAGAGGAGCAGAAGGAGGAGGGGGCGGGGAGGCUUUCCUUAUCACCUCCAGAGCCCCACUACAGGCCCAGGGCCUUCUCAUUUCAGCCAGCAGCGCCUGUGUCACACGGGGGCCCCCGUUCUUCCCCCUCCAUGCAGCAGUGACACGGGCCAUGAACAGCGGACUGAGCCCGGCCCCCUUGGCGGUGGGGGUUCCCGGGGUGAAGCUGAAGUUUUGCCGCUACUACGCCAAGGAUAAGACGUGCUUCUACGGGGACGAGUGCCAGUUCCUGCAUGAGGAGCCUCUGGGCAUCCAUGGCAACAGUCUGAUCGCCUACCCGCCUCAGCCUGUGCUCGCCCCGGGGCCCAAGAAGGUGGAGCUGGGGACCCUGGAGGGCCAGCGUCUAGCCACUGACUACGUUCCUGGAAUGGAUGGAGGUGCUUUACCAGAUACCAGUCUGACAGAUUCCUACUUCAGUACCAGUUUUAUCGGAAUGAAUGGAUUUGGAAGCCCUGCAGAAGCAAACUACCCACGCUUGCAGCGAAUGACAAACAGCAGCAGUUCUCCAAGCCUUCUCAAUGACAGUGCCAAGCCAUACGCAGGCCAUGAUCCUUUAGGCUCUCCAGCUUCCACACUGUUUAAUGACUUUGCUGGCUUAAGCAUUUCUCAAAGACGAAAGACUCCCAAUCCUACUGCCAGUGAGUUUAUCCCCAAAGGAGGAUCCACUUCCCGUUUAAGUAACAUGUCCCAGUCCAACAUGUCUGCCUUCUCCCAAGCGCUGUUCUCUCACCCCUCUAUGGGAGGUCCUAAUUCAGCUGCUCUUGCUCCAGGGAUGUCACUAUCUGCCGGGUCUUCACCUCUUCAUUCCCCAAAAAUCACACCACACACAUCUCCUUCCCCACGGCGGCGAAGUCACACCCCCAACCCAGCUACUUACAUGGUGCCGACUAGUGCCUCAACACCAGUUACUAACUCCGUUUCCCAGCCCCCAUCUGCAGGACAGGUUAUCCAAAAGGAGACUGUUGGAGGAACCACCUAUUUCUACACAGACACCACUCCAGCACCACUCACAGGAAUGGUUUUUCCAAAUUAUCACGUUUACCCUCCUACUGCUCCUCAUGUGGCUUACAUGCAGCCAAAAGCAAAUGCUCCUUCCUUCUUCAUGGCCGAAGAGCUCAGGCAGGAGUUAAUUAACCGUCACUUAAUAACAAUGGCUCAGAUUGAUCAAGCCGAUAUGCCAGGUGUACCUACGGAGGUUGACAGUUACCACAGCCUUUUCCCUCUCGAACCGCUGCCCCCUCCUAACCGAAUACAUAAGUCAAGCAAUUUUGGAUACAUUACAUCAUGCUACAAAGCUGUAAACAGCAAGGAUGACCUGUCCUACUGUCUGAGAAGAGUCCAUGGCUUUCGUCUGGUAAACACAAAAUGCAUGUCUUUGGUGGAUACAUGGAAAAAAAUCCAACAUUCAAAUAUUGUUACCUUACGAGAAAUGUUUACAACCAAAGCAUUUGGAGAGCAUUCCUUGGUUUUUGCAUACGACUUCCAUGCUGGAGCAGAGACCAUGAUGAGCAGGCAUUUUAACGAUCCCAGCGCAGAUGCCUAUUUUACCAAGAGAAAGUGGGGUCAACAUGACGGACCGUUGCCUCGUCAACAUGCUGGAUUGUUACCGGAGUCCCUCAUUUGGGCAUAUAUUGUCCAGUUGAGCUCAGCAUUACGAACCAUUCACACAGCAGGACUAGCAUGUCGUGUUAUGGAUCCAACUAAAAUUCUCAUUACUGGCAAAACCAGGUUACAUGUCAACUGUGUUGGAAUCUUUGAUGUUUUGAACUAUGACGGUAGUCAGAGUAAUCCUGUUGCUCUGAUGCCUCAGUACCAACAAGCUGACCUGAUCUCCUUGGGAAAAGUGGUACUGGCAUUAUCCUGCAACUCCCUGGCAGGCAUUCAGCGGGAGAAUCUGCAGAAAGCCAUGGAACUUGUGAACAUCAAUUAUUCCUCUGACUUAAAAAAUCUCAUCUUGUACUUAUUGACAGACCAAAACCGUCUGCGCAGUGUAAAUGACAUCAUGCCAAUGAUCGGUGCUAGAUUUUACACUCAGCUAGACGCUGCCCAAAUGCGUAAUGAUGUCAUAGAGGAGGACUUGGCAAAGGAGGUUCAAAAUGGACGCUUAUUCAGGCUCCUAGCAAAGUUGGGAACAAUAAACGAGAGACCAGAAUUUCAGAAAGAUCAAGCCUGGUCAGAAACGGGGGACAGAUACUUGCUGAAACUCUUUAGGGAUCAUCUUUUUCAUCCGGUGACAGAAGCGGGAACUCCCUGGAUUGACCUUAGUCAUAUUGUAUCUUGUCUUAAUAAGUUGGACGCUGGCGUGCCAGAGAAAAUUAGCCUCAUUUCCAGGGAUGAGAAGAGCGCACUUGUGGUAACAUACAGUGAUCUAAAACGCUGCUUUGAAAACACGUUUCAGGAACUGGCGGCAGCCGCGAACGGUCAGUAGUAUUCGCCUAACGCAUGCAGGACAUUGAGGAACUAAACCAAUAGCAAAUUGCACUACAGCUGAUAUGUCCUCAUCAUCUCACUUCACUUUCGGGAAUCAAACAGGAGAUGAGCAAAAGCUGCUUGCACAGUCAGGUACACUGUUACUUGAAGAGAAGGUUGUUUGGGUUAACCAUGUGCUACGGCUGCCAACGGAGGCUUUAUCUGUGAAGACGUUUCUUUUAAAUGCAGGAACCGCAUCAGGUGCAUGAUGUUCCUUCUUUUAUUUUUUGUUUUCCACUUGUAUGCACUACUUUUAAUUUGAAGACUCUGAUCUUUCUGACUGAAGGGAAAAAAAGGCUUUUUUUUGUUUUACAUUCUCAAAAAACAAAAUUCAGGGGCACAGUGUGUUCUUCACCAGUAUAACAAAAUAUGCUUAGUAUUUUUUUUGUGUCCUUCAUAUCAUAAACAGACCAGGUGGUGCAACAAUUCCAUGAACACUUUCUUGUCGACCCUUUGUAGAAUUAUGCUGUGCAGACCUCAUUAUCAAAAUUAGGAAACUGAUUUGGGCGCAUAGGAUCAACUCCAUGUUCUCCAAUUGUUGAAGAUGCAUCUGAGUUUAAUACCAAGCACCAACGAAACCCCUUCAACGAGCUGCAUUUUGUCUUAUCUCUCAAACACAACCAGCGCCUUUUGCAAGAUAAUGUACAUAGGUCUCCUGCUUGUCCUACACAUUUAUGCAAUUGUUUUGUAUGUUCUGUUGCUCUGAUAGCCACAAUGUUUCAGGAAUACAUCACGUAAAUGUGUUAUUGUUGUCAGAACCACAGCUUUACUAGUGUUACACUGGAUGCAGAGACACUGUUAAUGAAUGAUGCAAUGUUCUUCUGACAGACCCUCUUGGCAAACACAGAGGGGCAUUACAGCUUAGUAUCUGGUUGAGAACG